Messenger RNA from Poeciliopsis prolifica (blackstripe livebearer), 1220 nucleotides. RefSeq lists its product as uncharacterized. Bases 147 to 1127 code for a protein of 326 amino acids. The record is from RefSeq and is a predicted model, not a curated record. Lineage: Eukaryota; Metazoa; Chordata; Actinopteri; Cyprinodontiformes; Poeciliidae. The transcript is spliced from 3 exons.
UGCCGACGUCACGCCGUCCCCGUUACCAUGACGACGACACCGCCGCUCUCUGAAGGCGUUCACAACUUCCUCCGCCGCAGUUCAGGAGUAAACACAACCAGUAACGGCAUGCUGUUCUGAGAGGUUAGUGAACUGACGCACUCAAAAUGUUAAAAGGAGUCAGUGUGAGUGGUUUUGAUGCACCACAAGUUAACGAUGACGUCGAGGAGCGGCCAAAAUGUGACAAGGCGGCGAUAGACGCAGAAGACCUGGAGUCAAAGCUUUUGGAGAUGCCAGAGAGGAAACAUGUUGAUGCCCUUCUGGAUAUUAGUGAGCAGAGCUUCAUGAGAGAUCUGGAACCGCAUGAGUGGCAUUGUUACCCCGGUUGGGAACAUGCUGUCCACGGUUGGGGCAGAGUCUCUCCUUUGUGCUGCGUGAUGAUGAGUCAGAAGGAGACAGCAAAGCACAAGGAGUCUGAAAGCCUGGCCACUUCGGGGUUCAACCGAACGCCCCCUAAAGUAGGCAGCACAGCCAGCCUGAUGGAGCAGCACUGCAAGCCAAAUGCAGGCCAGCCUAACGUAAAGGAAGCUGCAUCCCUGAGCCAUCAACCGGGAUCUCAAGAUCAAGCAACAUCACCUUGCCACAGUCCCACUCAGAAGCCAGGUUCCUCGGAGAAGAAAAGGGUGGCACAAGAGACAAGUCCAGUGCUUCGCCAAGCCUCACAAUCUUCUCCUGUAGAGAGCCGAGCCCUGAAAGUUCAGAAGCACACCAUCAGGCAUGAUGUCACAACGGUCCCCAUCAAAAACUUUAAAUUUUUGCCUCCUAUCAAUUCACUCCAGAAGGACAACAAAGGCAAGAAGAUGGCAGACGUAAAAACCGUUAGCAGGCUUAAGAAGGGGAUCAAAGCAACUCAGACAGGACUGGAUGCUACGGCUAAGUUAGAGCGUCCCCUUUCCUCCCCAGCCUCUACUGACAGCCAGGCGCAAAGCCCCAAUUUGUUCCCCAAUGGUUGUGGUUCUGUUACGAGCAGGAGGAAAUCAACCGUAUCUCCCAAAAUGGACACAUUGCAUCCCACAGCGUUCUCUCUGGGGAACAACAUGCCACGAGGCAUCCAUCCCCUGGUAGCCACCAAGAGUCUGCUCAUCUAAGAAUCAGAACUUUGUGUGUUACAUGAGGCUUUUGAAGCAAAUGUCUCCUCACUGAUGGUCAAAUUCAAUCAAAUAAAUGCAUGGAAAGUUUAA